Messenger RNA from Aethina tumida (small hive beetle), 1950 nucleotides. Its product is annotated as zinc finger protein 501. NCBI's taxonomy places the organism in Eukaryota, Metazoa, Arthropoda, Insecta, Coleoptera, Nitidulidae. The transcript is spliced from 5 exons. Gene Ontology annotation, biological process: regulation of DNA-templated transcription. Gene Ontology annotation, molecular function: DNA-binding transcription factor activity, RNA polymerase II-specific; zinc ion binding; RNA polymerase II cis-regulatory region sequence-specific DNA binding. Bases 226 to 1704 code for a protein of 492 amino acids. The record is from RefSeq and is a predicted model, not a curated record. Gene Ontology annotation, cellular component: nucleus.
UUCAAAUAAAUUAAUCCAAUUUAAUAAUUCUAUUCUCAUAAAAAUGAUGCCAGUAUUUGAUAAGUUUCACCUGUGGUAAAGUUACGACAUUUACAUUUGUUUACAAAUAAAGGUUAUCUUCUGUCCUAUCGUCGUUUAGUUCGGUUCUUUUACAAAUGAUAAAUAAUGUAAAAAGGGUUAUGAAUAUUACAAAGUAUAUGAAUUAGUGUCAGAAGUGUCACAAAAAUGGAUAAAGUGGAAUUAGAUUUUGAAAAAAUUUGUAGGAUAUGUUUAAAUGAAGGAAUAAUGAUGUCGAUAUUUAAAGUAAACGUAUUCAAAAAGAUGAUGGCUUGUGCUUCUGUUCAGGUUUGGCAAAAUGAUGGUCUGCCAACGCAAAUUUGUAAUAAAUGCUUGGCAAAAUUACAUAUAUCAUUUCAAUUCAAGAAACUAUGUGAAAAGUCAGAUUCUAAGUUGAGACAAUAUUUAGUCAACAUGCCUCGACAAGAAAAUAUAGUUGAAAUAGAACCUCACAAUAAUCAACCUCAAGUAGACAAAACAUCUCAAAUAGAACCACAGCCAGAAAUACAAUCUCAAAGUUGUGUUUUCAUUGAAUGUGAACCUGUUUUGGUACAAGAAGAAACCUAUACAAUAAAUAAUCAGACACAACCACCACUUACACAAAUCAAUUAUAAUAUACCUGGACAAAAUCAUAUGCAACUAAAUUAUAACAUACCUAAUCAAGUACAAGUUUACAGUACACACUAUGGUGUCCCAGUAAAUCAAGAUGGAAUUUUACACAACCUGUUAACAAAUCCUGCCCCUAUUCAACAACAACAACAACAGAUUACACAACUUCAGCCUAUUGUGCAGCAAACACAACAAUUGCAAGAUUAUAGUAAUGAUGAUAAAGACAAAGUGAAAAGUGAAAUAAAAAAUAAAUCCAAACAUGUAGAACUUGAAAAACAAUGUCCCACAUGUAGUAAAGUAUUUUCUACAGGUACAAAAUUAUCUAGGCAUAUGAAAACUCACUCAACAGAUUUGCCAUAUAAAUGUAAAGUGUGUUGUAAAGCCUUCUCUCACAGUGGAAAUUAUAAAAUUCAUCUUAGAAUGCACACUGAUGAAAGGCCUUUUCGUUGCACUGUGUGUAAUAAAGGGUGUCGACAGGCACAGGAUUUGGAAAAACACAUGAGAACACACACAGGAGAACGACCACACAAGUGUAACUUAUGUCCCAGAGCUUUUUCGACUGGAUCCAAUUUAAUAGCACACAUACGAACGCAUACGGGAGAAAAACCGUAUGUAUGUUGUGUGUGCCAAAAAGCGUUUUGCCAAUCUAAUGAACUAACGAAACAUAUGAGGACUCAUACUGGAGAAAAAAGUCAUAUUUGCAAUAUUUGUCAUAAAGGUUUUAACGGAUCAAGUACACUGAUCGUCCAUAAAAGAUCGCACACAGGAGAACGUCCGUAUGUAUGUCAUAUAUGCAAUAGAGCAUUUGCACAAUCCAGUUGUUUAACGAUUCAUUUGAAGAGGCACAGUGGUGAAAAGAAAUUUACAUGCACUCAUUGUGAUCGAGCAUUUGUUACUAAUGUUGAAUUGAAAGAGCAUAUUUUAACUCAUUCCAAAGAUAAAGUGUUUAGUUGUAGACUGUGUAAGAAAAAUUUUGGUUUAUUGGUUGAAUUUAAUAAACAUGUUGAUGCUCAUACGAAUGGUGAGCAAUUUAGUUAACAGUUAAUAUGUUAGUCAAAUUUGAUCUCAUUUAAAUUGGAAUAUAGUUUAACGUGCGUGCCAAUACAUAUCUAAAAAUAUUAAUUUGGUGUAAAAUAGUAAGGGCAAAUGGCAAUUUGACUACUUAAACUAUAAUUUCUCUAUAAUUUGUAUUUGAUAUAAUCCAGUAUUUGUAUAAUAUAGUAACAAAUGUAUCAGGUACUAACAAGACAGCAUUUCUUGAUAUAAAAUUAAUAUAUAUUACCA